AUGAGCAUCAAGGCAAAUUCUCACACCAGAAUCAGGGCAUGCAGAGCCUGUAAAUUCUUGCGGAAGAAAUGCCUCGAGGACUGCAUAUUCGCACCUUACUUUAAUAACGGUGAAGGAACCGUCAAUUUUGCGGUUGUUCAUAAGAUUUUCGGAGCGAGCAACGUUACAAAGCUUUUAACCAAUGUCCCAAUCCACAAACGACCCGACACCGUUUUUACUUUAAACUACGAGGCUCAUGCUCGUCUCCGAGAUCCUAUUUAUGGUUGCAUGUCUGAGAUCAGUGAUCUCCAAAAUCAGGUGAUCAAUCUACAAUCAGAGAUUUCGUGCUUGCAAGCCCAUGUAGCCAGGCAGCCGCCACCUCAGCAACAACCGCCAUCUUCUCUGUCCAUGUCGGACUUCCCUUUUGCUGACGCUGGCACCUAUGACAUGUCAGUACCUCUCUAUGAGUUUGAUCCAAAUAUUGGAUCAUCUCAUCAGCAGGCCAAUUCAUGGGCAGCAAAUCUGCAGCAAUACAAUGAACAGAACACUUUCGCCGGAGCUCCAGUGGGCGGCGGGAUUGGGGAAGAGUUUGCUAGGGAGUUACUGCUGAGGGCGGCGGCGGCGGCGGCGGCAGAGAUUCUUCACGUUCCGGCGGCGGCAGAGGGCGAUUCUUCAAAAGAAUCGGUGGUCUUCGGCAGGGCGGCGGCGCAAGGUCUUCGGCAGGGCGGCGGCGCAAGGUAUUCGGCAGGGAGUACACGCGGCGGCUUGUUCGUCGGGGAGAGAGUUGAGUGCGGCGGAAAAAGAAGAGAAAGAGAGAAAUGA
Messenger RNA from Impatiens glandulifera, 801 nucleotides. RefSeq names its product LOB domain-containing protein 30-like. The transcript is spliced from 3 exons. The coding region runs from base 1 to 801 and encodes 266 amino acids. The record is from RefSeq and is a predicted model, not a curated record. NCBI's taxonomy places the organism in Eukaryota, Viridiplantae, Streptophyta, Magnoliopsida, Ericales, Balsaminaceae. Gene Ontology annotation, cellular component: nucleus. Gene Ontology annotation, biological process: positive regulation of DNA-templated transcription; hormone-mediated signaling pathway.